Prorocentrum cordatum is the source of this 154-nucleotide messenger RNA. Lineage: Eukaryota; Dinophyceae; Prorocentrales; Prorocentraceae. The record is from the annotation of a GenBank genome assembly.
GAUGACCACUUCUCCUCCGCGCCUACGUGCCGUCCCGUCGGCGACGGCACUGCAUCAGCAGGCGGCCAGCAGCUGGGCGCCCCCUGGGCGCCACUGCCAGGCCUCCGGCAGCUUCGCGGCCAGCUGCGCCUCGCCCGGCGCGGCCGGCGCGCAG